Messenger RNA from Aspergillus heteromorphus CBS 117.55, 2250 nucleotides. RefSeq names its product transcription factor domain-containing protein. Gene Ontology annotation, biological process: DNA-templated transcription; positive regulation of transcription from RNA polymerase II promoter by galactose. Gene Ontology annotation, cellular component: nucleus. The record is from RefSeq and is a predicted model, not a curated record. Bases 1 to 2250 code for a protein of 749 amino acids. Gene Ontology annotation, molecular function: DNA-binding transcription factor activity, RNA polymerase II-specific; zinc ion binding; RNA polymerase II cis-regulatory region sequence-specific DNA binding. NCBI's taxonomy places the organism in Eukaryota, Fungi, Ascomycota, Eurotiomycetes, Eurotiales, Aspergillaceae. The transcript has 6 exons.
AUGGCUUCAGAAUCGCCCCAGCUCGAUAUGGCACCACCCUCGACGGAGUCUGGGGAUCAGGGUGCCGCCUCCGCUACUGAUACUGCGAAGAGGAAAGCGGAACAGACGAACGGAACGCAUACUCGCUCCAAGCGGAAUCGCUACAUCUCCAUCGCGUGUAACGAAUGCAAGCGACGUAAGAUCAAAUGCAAUGGCCAGGUGCCGUGCCAGCGCUGUGGACACCUUAACCUCGAAUGCCGAUAUGCUCCGAAUUGCUGCAAUAACAAUUUCAAGGAUUCGGAGGAGUUUCGGUCGAUGAAAGACCAGAUCAACACACUGCAGGACCAGGUCAAUAGCCUCUUCACUAACUUGAAGGAUCUCCGGUCGCAAAGGUCAUCUCUCGAUUCCCCGAACUUCGAUGGCUUUUCCCGCGAUGGCUCGCAGUCGGUGUUCACGCCUAUGCAUGCCCCCCCGCUGGCCAAACCUCGUAGCCGGCACCCUCGCUUUCAGGGUCCUACCAGCUCUGCUUUCAACUUCGAUGUCGCGAGGUCUAGCCUUCAAAAUAUGGGUAUUGCGUCGGCAGAUGAGGUUAUAACGGAUGAUUUGACUACGGCACAGGCCACCCCGGCUGGCUCGCCUCCACACAUAGGCCCCUUUGUCACCUCGAUACAUCCCCAAAAGGAUCCGAUAUGGACCAUCAAGCGAGAUGAAGCCCUCCGCCUCUGUCGCGUGUACGAGGAAGAAAUUGGAAUCAUGUAUCCCCUUGUGGAUAUAGACCAAGUGGCCCAGCAGGUGAAUUUGCUUUACACAUUCAUGGAGGCCGCGAUGCGAACCGGGUUCGCGCAACGAGGCCUACCCGGUGCAGAUGGUCUCACCGACGACAACACGAUUCUCUUGAAAAUGAUACUUGCCACAACACUGGUUGUAGAGGGGGGUGGCCAGAGUGCACUCGGUCAGCGGCUGUACCAGAGCGUGAAACCAGUUGCCGAGUCCAAACUCUGGGAAACGCUCGACAUCAAGACGAUACAGCUCUUUGGCAUAAUUGCGACUUUCCAUUUCCAUACGGAUGAUGACGCCAUGGCUUAUCGCAUCAUAGGCCUAGCCACGCGCAUGUGUCUUGAAUUGGGGCUCCAUCGGCGCGAUGCACUGAUCAAGAUGUUCCCUGACGAGGAACAGUGGGCUUCGGUAGUCAAAAUAUUCUGGACAAUCUACAGUCUAGACCGACGCUGGAGCCUUGGCACAGGCUUGCCAUUUAUCAUUCAGGAUGAAGAUAUAGAUCCGAAUCUUCCUGAGCCGGACGCUUCAUUGCCGUAUCUGAGGUGUAUGAUCUCAUACAAUCGCAUAAGCUCGAAGAUUUGGUACUCCGGGCUUGGAUCCGAGGGUGCCACAGACAUACGUCGGGAUGAAAUCGGCUAUUUGGACUAUCAAAUCCUCCAAUGGUACAAGCAAAUCCCAGAAGGGCUGAAGUUCUACCCCGUUGAGUCUCCGAAGCAUAACCAUGGCGAAACCACCAACCGCGGUCUGCGGCGGCUAAGGGUUCUUCUUUAUUUGCGCAUGAACCAGCUCCGGAUCCUUAUUUAUCGGCCAGUCCUUCAUUCCGCGGCAAGCAUUGCCGAAGACAAGGGUCAUGCCCAGACAGUGAUAGAUGUGGCCAAGGACACCAUCAGAGUGCUCGCCCGGCUUAAUCAGACCUCUGACAUUUAUCGCAGCCAACAAAUUACUUUCAACUACUUCCUCGUUGCCGCUCUGGCGGUCCUCUUUCUUGCUGUAUGCCAUGCACCGACAGAAUUCAACCGACAGGUGCGAGACGAGUUCUACAUGGCACUCAACCUGAUCAGUGGGUUCAGCACCAAAUCCUACGUCUCCAAGCGACUGUGGAAGGCUAUCAAAGGUCUUCGCAAGAUCGGCGAGCGGCUUGGGGUGCUCGUCCGGCCCUUUGGAUCCGACACCAACGACCCUCAUUCAACCGCGGCGGUCGCCAUGGCAGGUUUGGCGGGCCACCCGAUCGAUGACUUGUCGGUAUAUGGACCGAUGAAUGGCGUCGCGGAGUUGGGUAACAGUCCGCUGAAUGGCCUCCAGAUGAGCCACGAGCUCACGAACCUGUUUGAAGCGGUGGGUGGAUUUGGCAACUUUAUGGCUUCGGGUGCGGCUUCCGAUAGUAUCAGCGGGUUUGUGGGCCACGAUGGCGAGAUCCAAAACACCGGGGAGGGACUUUCGGGUGUCCUUGGCGAUGAAGGGGAGUGGUCACGGGUGAUCAGGGAUUUAUUCUAG